Molecule: messenger RNA, 2758 nt
Organism: Cololabis saira (Pacific saury)
Lineage: Eukaryota; Metazoa; Chordata; Actinopteri; Beloniformes; Belonidae
Gene: tsg101a
Product: tumor susceptibility 101a
Exons: 10
Coding region: 308-1480 (390 amino acids)
Biological process (GO): protein transport; protein modification process; endosome to lysosome transport
Cellular component (GO): ESCRT I complex
Molecular function (GO): ubiquitin binding
Source: RefSeq, a predicted model, not a curated record
AGUAGUCAGAGUUACAGUAGCAUCUACUUUUUGAAACUCGGACACUCGUUUUCUACCUUUUUUCUUAGAAACCUAGACGAUCUUCUUUGUGUAUUUGUAUUUAUCGAAUACUGAUGCAUGAAAUGAUGGUAUAAAUGACACAGAACUACCAGGUUUAAAGGGAAACAUUCACCGUGUUAAGUGUCGUCGGGCCGGGCUAGGUUAGCCUAGCAUCCACUGGUGUUUUUAUCCGUCCUUAAACUCGGUCGCUGUCUCUACUUUACUGUGUCGCGUUUUUAAUAGAGCUUCAAGUAUAUUUCCAGCAAACAUGGCAGUUGUCAAUGAAAGUGGUUUAAAGAAGAUGCUGAAGCAAUACAAAUAUAAAGACCUGACUGUUCGUGAGAUAACCAAUGUCAUCUCCCAGUACAAGGACUUGAAACCAGUUAUGGAUGCUUACGUGUUUAAUGAUGGCUCUACAAGAGACCUGAUGAGCUUGACGGGGACGGUACCUGUGAGCUACAGAGGCAACGUCUACAACAUUCCAGUGUGUUUGUGGUUGCUGGACACCUAUCCCUACAACCCUCCCAUAUGUUUUGUCAAACCUACCAGUGCCAUGAUGAUCAAGACUGGUAAACACAUCGAUGCCAAUGGCAAAAUCUAUCUCCCUUAUCUACACGAGUGGAAGCAUCCUCAGUCAGACCUGUACGGUCUAAUUCAGGUGAUGAUUGUCGUAUUUGGAGAGGAGCCCCCAGUGUUUUCCCGCCCCACCACACAACCCCCCUACCAAGCCUUUCAAGCUGCUGGACCCCCCAAUUCUUCCUACAUGCCUGGCAUGCCGGCGGUCUCGCCUUAUGCCUCAAAUCCUAACCCUGGGGGCUACCCGGUUUAUCAGUACCCUGGUGGAAACUCUUAUCCAGCCACUGCUGGACCUGCACACUAUCCCGCCCAGACUCCAGUCUCCACAGUGGGUCCAAGCAGAGAUGGCACCAUUGGUGAGGACACAAUCCGUGCAUCUCUGAUUUCAGCUGUGAGUGACAAACUUCGCUGGAGGAUGAAGGAGGAGAUGGACAGAGCUCAAGCAGAGUUGGAUGCCCUGAAGCGAACAGAGGAGGACCUGAAGAAAGGACAUCAGAAACUGGAGGAAAUGGUCUCAAGACUUGACCAGGAAGUGGCUGAAGUGGACAGGAACAUUGAGCUGCUGAAAAGAAAGGACGAGGAGCUAAGCGAAGCCUUGGAGAAAAUGGAGAACCAGUCGGAGAACAACGACAUUGAUGAUGUCAUCGUACCCACAGCUCCACUGUACAAACAGAUCUUGAACCUGUAUGCUGAAGAGAAUGCGAUCGAAGACACAAUCUUCUACCUGGGAGAAGCUCUCCGCAGAGGUGUCAUCGACCUGGAGGUUUUUCUCAAGCAUGUACGCCUUCUGUCCAGAAAACAGUUCCAGCUUCGUGCUCUCAUGCAGAAAGCUCGCAAGACUGCAGGGCUUAGUGACCUGUACUGACCCACAAUGCCACUUUUGAAUCAUAUCUGUGCUCUCUUCUUCCUGCUGUUUAUUCCCUUUUUACUGUAUUCUUGUAUAUCAACCAGCUGUCUUUUUUUUUUUAUUUAACAGAAACAACAAAGGCGACAUGUAUUUAAGAAAAAUUGUGAGAUACCAAGCUGUGACAACUGUAGUUGGCACAGUUUUAAGUCGUCGGGCAGUGAUAAAUGCAAGAAAUACAAAUAAUGACGUCCCAUAGAAGAGGCAUUGUUUUUAUGCCCUGGUGUUCCCUGCAAACGCCCGUUGCCUCUGUGAAUCAGUUCUUGUGGUUGAAUUCAAAUCUACUUGACACAGAUUCCCUAUUGGCAAAAUAAUGGCCCAAGCCAGUAUGUGUACAACAUAUGCAACAUUUGACCUGACCUUAUGUCGUAACUGGACUCGUUUACACUGAGCUGGCGUGUUGUGAAGAGCACGCUGUGCUACACCCACAGGGCUACUUGGGAGUUCUUUUGCUGGAAAAAUACAUUUAGCCAGUAAGCACAAGAGGUAGAGGGCUAGGACUGAAGGACUUUGUAUAGACAACCCCGUGUCCUCUUCCUUAGUAAGGAAAAAUGUAAAACGCUGAAAUAAAUUCCCAGAACCACUCUCCAAAUGGCAAGAGUUGUGGGUCAUGUUGAGUAGUUUUGAAGUCAUAUGGAAAUCAUUUUACACAGUAUUUGUGAUGAUGAACAUAGUGACCGACCUGAAUUUGUUGCUUGUAAGCUUCUGAUUCAUAAUCCCCUCCCUUGUGAUGGUGAGUACGGUUUGUGCUUCUUCUUUUUUUUUAAUUUAAUUUUAUUGUGUGCCAGCUGCUCUAGAUUAUUCUCUAGGCUGACUAAAUUGUCUAGUCAGUAAUGUAUGAUAGUUGUUUCACUCUGUAUAAUAUCUUCACUAAAGGGGAAAGGCAGACAUCACAGAGAAUCUGUAUAGUUUUUUUUUCUUUUUUUUGUGCUAUCCAUUUAUGCUCAGUCCUGCUUAGAAAGUUGGGUUUUUAUCAAAUGUAAGGAGGAAGAAAAAAAAGAAUUGUGGCUAAAGCUGAGGACUAGAGGGUACAAAAAUGUUAACAAGUAAAAUAUUGUACUAAUCAAAAAGUUAACCUAUAAUUUUGCCUUUUACUUAAAGCACUUUGAAUUGUAUGAUAGAGUAUCUGUUCUUUUUCUGUUUGUUUGUAUUCAUUUCAACCAUACACCACAUGUUCUUUUAUAUACGAAUUUCUGUAAAUUAGUAAAAAUAAAUAAAACAAGGGGAAAAAAACUGUAA